GGUGAACCAUCAGGCUCAACUGUCGUAACUACUACUACCGCCACUACUCAUUCACAUUACACACACUAGUUGCUCUGUACCUUCAAUUUCACUCCUUCCCCCCAUUUCCCUUCUUUCUCUCUCUCACACACACAACACAAUCACGCCAAAUUCGCCGAUCCCAUCUCUCUCUCUCUCUCUCUAAAACAGCUCCAUGAAUCUCGCAAAUAUAUCUAUAUCUAUAUCUAUAUGUUCACUGUUACUGUUACUAAUUUCAUCCACCGACGCAUCACUCCACGUGUACGAUCGAGAUCCGUUCCGAGAAGUCGGUAAUGCCUACCUAGUCUCCGGCGGCAGCGAAGGUCUCGCCGCAUCUCGUACCGCCAUUCCCCUCCCUCGUCAUUCACCUCCAACCACCGUCAAUGACGGCCGUUCCUAUAUUCGAUUUCAGAACAUCACAUUUCGGAGAACCGAAGCAUCUGCAGCCAAGUAUUCAAAAAAUGAACGUCGUACUGGACUGGUACAAGUUAUUAUAUUUGAGGCUUCUGAUCGUGAUAACAUUGGUGGGUCACCUUAUGGUGGGCAGAGAUCUAUAUGUUGCACUCCGGAUCUAGCUAAGGUGGAAGGCUGUAAACAAGGGGAAGUUAUUAGGAUUCCUUCUGCAAGAGAUCCUAACUGGCCUGUCACUGUCAAUGUCUAUUUUCGUGGGAAAUCCUUAACGGCACAAUUGAAAACUACAGAGGCUUACAUCAGAAAAACGGGAAUGUACAACUUGUUUUUCAUAUCAUGCGAUCCAAGCCUCAAAGGGAUGACAUUGAGUGGUCAAACCUCGUGGAAGAACACUGAUGGCUAUUUACCUGGAAGGAUGGCCCCACUAAAGAAGUUUUAUGUCAUAAUGGCUCUUGCGUAUGCACUGCUUUGUAUUGCCUGGUUUACUCAAUAUGUGAGGUUUUGGGAUGAUGUCUUGCAACUUCAACACUGCAUUAGUGCGGUAGUUGCUGUUGGGUUCUUUGAAAUGAUACUUUGGUACUUUGACUAUGCAUAUUUUAACAACACGGGGACAAGACCAGUUGCGCUUACAUCUUGGGUUGUGACUGUGGGAUCUGUAAGGAAAACCGUUUCACGCCUACUUAUGUUGUGUGUUUCCAUGGGCUAUGGCGUUGUGCGUCCUACACUUGGAGGACUUACCACAAAAGUUAUGCUUAUUGGAGUAACUUACUUUCUAUCAACGGAAUUAUUGAAUAUUACGGAGUAUGUGGGAACCAUAAGUGACAUAGCUGGAAGAGCAAGAUUAGUUCUUGUCCUUCCGAACGCACUGCUGGAUGCAUUUUUGAUCAUGUGGAUUUUCACUUCCCUUUCAAAGACCCUUACACAGCUACAGGCAAAGAGAAGUUCUGUUAAGCUGGAUACGUACAGGAAGUUCUCAAAUGCAUUAUUAAUCACAGUUGUUCUUUCAGUUGUUUGGAUUGCAUAUGAGGUUUAUUUCAAGGCAACCGAUCCUUUCAACGAGAGAUGGCAGAGUGGCUGGAUUAUCACAGCAUUCUGGGACAUUCUUGCAUUCGCAUUACUCUGUGUUAUCUGCUAUCUUUGGGCCCCAUCACAGAGUUCUCAAAGAUAUGCAUACUCAGAAGAAAAAGGGGAAGAUUCUGAUGGAGAAGAAACCGAAGCAUUGUACAGUGGAACCCCCCAAGGUGACAUUAGCUUAGUCAAACAAGAAAGAAGAGAGAAGAAUGGUCAUAACAGGGAUGAAUUUGAUUUAGAGGAGAGUGAUGAAGAAGAGGAAGGCAAAAGAGAAUAAUCCCCAAAUUGUAUUCAUUUGUUACAAAAAAACAAACACAACAUUGCAAACUUAUGUACAGAUUUGAUGCCAAAAGGAAUGAAGCAACUUUUGAUAUAGGGAGAAAAGAAUGCAACAGGCCUUUCACUUCAAUAUUGUUGAAUUAUUUUUGAUUUUCUUUGUCUGCGAGUUUUGGGUUAAAUCAGUGUCGAGCUGAACUUGGUAAACGAGAGAGUGACUUGUAUGUUUUUGGUCUCCAUUUCUAAAUUAGUUGUCUGCUCAUAUGAUUUAGUGAAUGAGAACAUGAUUAAUUGUAAUAAACUGGGAAUAGCUUAAAUUCGAUUUAUUACAAUUUUGUAAAAAUUAA
Molecule: messenger RNA, 2123 nt
Organism: Erigeron canadensis
Lineage: Eukaryota; Viridiplantae; Streptophyta; Magnoliopsida; Asterales; Asteraceae
Product: transmembrane protein 87A
Exons: 5
Coding region: 194-1777 (527 amino acids)
Biological process (GO): transport
Cellular component (GO): membrane; Golgi apparatus
Source: RefSeq, a predicted model, not a curated record